Molecule: messenger RNA, 1890 nt
Organism: Dermochelys coriacea (leatherback sea turtle)
Lineage: Eukaryota; Metazoa; Chordata; Testudines; Dermochelyidae
Gene: OLFM1
Product: olfactomedin 1
Exons: 6
Coding region: 458-1861 (467 amino acids)
Biological process (GO): signal transduction
Source: RefSeq, a predicted model, not a curated record
GCCUUUGUUGAUGUCACAUCCUGUUUCAAACAUCCAUCCCUGCUAGUAGCCCCUGCUUUCCAAUUCCUUUCCCUUUUUUUUUUAAUCCCUGUCCUCCCUCCAUCAGCCCCCCUUUUCAAGGCAAACUUUUGGCAAUUGCAGAGAUAAUCAUUUCGUGCUCCGUUGAAUUUCUCCUCGCCAAUGUCUUUCGAUCAGGGGAGCCAUUAAAUAAUAAUCAUCAUAAUAAUUUUUUUUAAAAAAAGCCAGAGAGAGGCAGAUCAGAGAGAAGAGGAGACACGGGGAGCUCACUAAAUAUGCAAAGGGAAGGCUGUGUUAAGCAGAUUUCUUGCAUUGCCUUCUCGGGGUAUUGAGAGAAUCAUAAUUAAAAAAAAAAAUUGAAGGACCCAAAAGCAAGCCAGGGGAGUCGGUGAUCAACGCAGCAACAGAAAAUAACCCAGGAGGAGAGGGGGAAAUCUGCAUGCCAGGUACCUGGAACUGUGCGCAAGAGAUGCAACCUACAAGCAAGCUUCUGAGUCUCUUCUUUCUUCUGCUGAUGGGCACAGAACUAACUCAAGUGUUGCCUACCAAUCCAGAGGAAAGCUGGCAGGUCUACAGCUCUGCCCAAGACAGCGAGGGACGGUGUAUAUGCACAGUGGUGGCUCCUCAACAGACGAUGUGCUCACGUGAUGCCAGGACAAAGCAGCUGAGGCAGCUCUUAGAAAAGGUGCAGAACAUGUCUCAGUCAAUAGAGGUAUUGGACAGGCGGACUCAAAGAGACUUACAAUAUGUAGAGAAGAUGGAGAACCAGAUGAAGGGGUUGGAAUCGAAAUUCAAGCAAGUGGAAGAGAGUCACAAACAACACCUGGCAAGACAGUUUAAGGCAAUAAAAGCGAAAAUGGAGGAACUUAGGCCUUUGAUACCAGUGUUGGAAGAGUACAAAGCCGAUGCAAAAUUGGUAUUGCAGUUUAAAGAGGAGGUCCAGAAUCUGACGUCAGUUCUAAACGAACUCCAGGAGGAGAUUGGCGCCUAUGACUACGAAGAGCUUCAGAACAGAGUGUCAAAUCUUGAAGAAAGGCUCCGUGCAUGCAUGCAAAAAUUAGCUUGUGGGAAGCUGACUGGAAUCAGUGACCCAGUCACAAUAAAAACCUCUGGAUCGAGGUUUGGAUCAUGGAUGACAGACCCUUUAGCUCCAGAAGGUGAAAACAAGGUCUGGUACAUGGAUAGCUACCACAACAACCGCUUUGUCCGCGAGUACAAAAGCAUGUCGGAUUUCAUGAAUACAGACAAUUUCACCUCUCACCGUCUCCCUCACCCCUGGUCUGGCACUGGCCAAGUGGUCUACAAUGGCUCGAUCUAUUUUAACAAAUACCAAAGCCACAUAAUCAUCAGGUUUGAUUUGAAAACAGAGAGCAUCCUCAAGACUCGCAGCCUGGAUUAUGCUGGUUACAACAACAUGUACCACUAUGCCUGGGGUGGCCAUUCUGACAUUGACCUCAUGGUGGAUGAAAAUGGCUUGUGGGCUGUUUAUGCUACCAAUCAAAAUGCGGGGAACAUUGUUAUUAGCAAGCUGGACCCCAACACCCUGCAGAGCCUGCAGACGUGGAACACCAGCUAUCCGAAACGCAGCGCUGGCGAAGCCUUUAUCAUCUGCGGCACGCUCUACGUCACCAACGGGUACUCAGGAGGAACCAAGGUGCACUAUGCUUACCAGACAAAUGCCUCCACUUACGAGUACAUUGACAUCCCAUUCCAAAACAAAUAUUCACACAUUUCCAUGUUAGACUACAACCCUAAGGACCGAGCCCUCUACGCUUGGAACAACGGGCAUCAGAUACUUUACAACGUCACCCUCUUCCAUGUCAUCAGGUCUGAUGAAUUGUAGUCCACUUUUGUCUAGAAACUAAUUUAAAA